ACGCACACCUCAAACUCUUAACUCUGAAAGGGCUCUAACUCAAACGCUACUUUUAAACCCAAUAGAGGGAGAGAAAAAAAAAACACCAAAACCCACCACCCUUUCACGGCAACCAUGAUAGCUUACUUGGAACACUUCGUGCACGGAAAUGACACAGAAUCGAUGCCAAACGACGACGUCGCAGGCCUCGAAGACACUUUCCAAUUCGGCGACGCCGGCAUAGCCAUUAAAGACUUCGGCGGCAUGAAAUCCGCGAAUCCCUUGGCCGUUAUCAGGCCAUCCGCCGCCGGCGAUGUGGCGCGGGCUGUGAGAGCGGCGGCGAGAACAUCCAACCUGACGGUGGCGGCGAGAGGGAACGGCCACUCCAUCAACGGCCAGGCCAUGGCCGACAAGGGCCUCGUCCUCGACAUGCGCGCCAUGAAGGACCACUUUCAACUCGUCGAUGGCUCACCAUACGUCGACGUUUCGGGAGGGGCAUUAUGGGAAGAAGUGCUUGAAAGCUGCGUUUCGCAGUUCGGCCUCGCACCGAGGUCGUGGACCGAUUAUCUCGGUUUAACGGUGGGAGGAACGCUGUCUAACGCCGGCGUCAGCGGCCAGGCCUUCCGUUACGGCCCGCAAACGUCCAACGUAACAGAAUUGGAGGUUGUUACCGGUAAAGGCGAUACCUUGGUUUGCUCCGAAACUCAAAAUUCGGAGCUUUUCUUUGCAACACUUGGUGGGCUGGGCCAGUUCGGUAUCAUAACCAGAGCCAGGGUCGUGCUUCAACAAGCCCCAGAUAUGGUGAGAUGGAUAAGGGUGGUGUACUCGGAAUUUGAGGACUUCAGUGGCGAUGCUGAGUGGCUAGUGAGUCUCCGAGAAGGUGACGGUUUUGAUUACGUGGAAGGGUUCGUUGUGGUGAACAGUGAUGACCCUUUAAACGGCUGGACCACCGUGCCAAUGGACCCGAACCAAAGGUUCGAACCGGUUCAUGUUCCUCCCACUGCUGGUGCCGUUCUCUAUUGUUUAGAAGCUGCCCUUCACUAUCGAAAAUCAGAUCACCCUUCCGAUGUUGAUAUGGAAGUGGAUAGAUUGCUUGGACGGCUACGAUUCGUCGAGAGUCUCAAGUUCGAGGUGAAUGUGACAUACAUGGAGUUUUUGCUACGUGUAAAGCGUGUGGAGGAGGAUGCAAGAGCCAAUGGCAUCUGGGAUGCACCACACCCAUGGCUGAACCUAUUCGUGUCCAAAUCCAACAUGGCUGAUUUUGAUCGUGAGGUGUUCAAGAAGAUCCUCAAGCAUGGGAUAGGUGGCCCCAUUCUAGUGUACCCACUAUUGCGAAGCAAGUGGGAUAGUCGACACUCGGUAGUGGUGCCGGAUAGCAACAUCUUCUACAUAGUAGCAUUGCUCCGAUUUAUUCCACCACCUCCAAAGGGACCACCAACUGAACUGUUAGUGGCACAAAACAAUGCAAUUAUUCAGUUGUGCUACAACAGAGGAUUUGAUUUUAAGUUAUAUCUUCCUCACUACCAGUCACGUGAGAACUGGAUGCUACACUAUGGAGAUAAGUGGACUAGAUUCGUCGACAGAAAGGCCAAUUUUGAUCCCUUGGCUAUUCUUGCACCUGGACAGAAAAUUUUUUCCAGAAUCCCGCAACCUUUGUCUAUCACAUAAUUAAUUACGUUAAUAGAUUGUUUCUCAACCAUUGUAAUUUUGUCUUCUUCUUUUUUUUGGUGUUUCUGUCCCCAACCACUCCAACCAAUUACUACAACGUUGCAGCCAUAUUGUAAAUGAAUGAAUAUCGUUAGGCCAAAAUUAAUAUGAAUCUUGAUCCUUUGCGUUGGCAAUUAAGGAU
Molecule: messenger RNA, 1828 nt
Organism: Gastrolobium bilobum
Lineage: Eukaryota; Viridiplantae; Streptophyta; Magnoliopsida; Fabales; Fabaceae
Product: cytokinin dehydrogenase 7
Exons: 4
Coding region: 115-1647 (510 amino acids)
Biological process (GO): cytokinin metabolic process
Molecular function (GO): cytokinin dehydrogenase activity; FAD binding
Source: RefSeq, a predicted model, not a curated record